Molecule: messenger RNA, 2166 nt
Organism: Danio aesculapii
Lineage: Eukaryota; Metazoa; Chordata; Actinopteri; Cypriniformes; Danionidae
Gene: opn8b
Product: opsin 8, group member b
Exons: 4
Coding region: 295-1368 (357 amino acids)
Biological process (GO): G protein-coupled receptor signaling pathway
Cellular component (GO): membrane
Molecular function (GO): G protein-coupled receptor activity
Source: RefSeq, a predicted model, not a curated record
AGCGCCAGACGCGCACCAGUAACCGCUCAUGGCGUGUUCUUCUGUUUCACUCGUUAUCGAGCAAAUACAACGGCAUCGAUUCUUUUGGUGAGGGCUUCGCUUAAUCUCCCCUGGACAUCAGAUGCUUCUGACACAUGACAGCAGCGUGGAUCAUCUAAAGAGUUUUGCCUUGUGCCAUUACGCGCAUAUUUUCUGUAGCAUAACUUUUUCAGAAUCGCACCGAUCAAUGUCGAGCGCGUUUAUUACGUGGAGCUAACUAAUUUUCCCACCGAAGAGAACAUCAUACUGAUCCUAAUGGAUAUUUAUUCAUCUAAAUUAUCACCCGCUGUGGAUUAUGGCAUCGGUGCGUUCCUGCUGCUCAUUGCCAUUCUUUCCAUUCUGGGGAAUCUGAUGGUUCUUGUGAUGGCAUACAAGCGCUCAAACCACAUGAAGCCUCCUGAGCUUCUGAGUGUCAAUCUGGCGGUGACGGAUCUGGGCGCCGCCGUCACCAUGUACCCGCUGGCCGUAGCCUCCGCCUGGAACCACCACUGGAUCGGGGGAGACGUCAGCUGUGUUUAUUAUGGCCUGAUGGGAUUUCUCUUUGGAGCUGCUAGCAUGAUGACCCUGACUAUCAUGGCUAUUGUUCGGUUCAUCGUGUCUCUGACCUUACAGUCGCCAAAGGAGAAAAUCAGCAAAAGGAACGCAAAGAUUCUAGUGGCAACCACAUGGCUGUAUGCUCUGCUCUGGGCUAUAUUCCCACUGAUCGGCUGGGGGAAAUACGGCCCGGAGCCCUUCGGCCUGUCCUGCACUCUGGCCUGGAGAGACAUGAAGGAGCACAGCCAGUCUUUCGUCAUCACCAUCUUCCUCAUGAACCUCAUCCUGCCUGCCAUCAUCAUCGUGUCCUGCUACUGCGGAAUCGCUCUGAGACUCUACAUCACUUAUAAAAGCAUGGACGACAGCAACCACGUCCCCAACAUGAUCAAAAUGCAGCGGCGGCUCAUGGUGAUCGCCGUGCUGAUCAGCAUUGGGUUUGUUGGAUGCUGGGCACCAUACGGCAUCGUCAGCCUGUGGUCCAUCUACCGGCCCGGUGAUUCAAUCCCCGCAGAGGUCAGCAUGCUACCUUGUCUGUUCGCCAAGACGUCCACUGUGUACAACCCGUUCAUCUACUACAUCUUCAGUAAGACCUUCAAACGAGAAGUCAACCAGUUGAGCCGCUUCUGUGGAAAAUCCAACAUCUGCCGUACAACUGAUGCCAAAAACAGGCCAGAAAAUACCAUCUACCUUGUGUGCGAUGUGAACAAGUCCAAACCUGGAGCGGAGGAUCUGUCGUUAGCAAGGAGUAAAGAGAAUGAGACUCAAAUUUUGCCCAAUCAAGACUUGCCUGAGUGAAUCUGUACAGAACAAUAUUUGGCAGGAGCUCUAGUUAUUUUUUUACCUGGUUAAAGGUACAUGGAUUGAUCCGUGAACUCUUGAAUGAACUUGGACACAAGCUGCAAUAUCAAUUCAUAUCAUCACAUCUUAUGGCAUAAGCAUAGGUCUCAAACUCAAUCCCUAGAGGGCACAGUUUUGCUCCAACCCUAAUCAAACACAGCUGAUCCAACUAAUCAAGGUGUUCAAGACUACUAGAUCAGCUGUGUUUCAUUAGGGUUGGAGUAACACUGUGCAGAGCUGCGGCUCUCCAGGAAUUGAGUUUGACACUCAUGGCAUAAAGCAUUGCUGUGUUCACUGUACUUAGUAAGGAGUUCAGUUGUUAUGUGACAGCUUCAGAAAACGGGCAUUUCGCUGAGUCAUCAUAUCAUAUUUAAUACGUUUCAGCAUGCUAAGUACAGUCAAAUACAUUUAGAAAUUCUUCGAAUGAACGUUCAACCAUUUUUUACUCACCUGUUCCAAACCUGUAUGACUUUCCGCUGUGGAAGACAAAAGGAGGUGUUAUGCAUUAGUUUAUGCUUAUGUUUUUAUUAAGUGCAUUUUGUUUGAUGCUGCACUUUAAAGCUGCCACAGUAUGAAAAAUAUGAUAUAUGUUGGCAUAGCUGAAUUAUAAGAGUUCAGUCUAUGAAAAUGAGUCUUAAACACCAUCGCUUACAUGUUGUCUUGUAAAUCUUGUGAGUGUAAAAUCAUGGUGAAAAAACAGGCCAAUCCGAACAAAAGAAUAAAUGCACAUCUAGAACAUUUGAUUGGCUACAGUGU